CUGUGUAGUCAGAGGUUGCUGUUUCUGUGUACUGAAUGGAGGCAGCUUCACCAGCAGCAUGAGGAGAUAGUACAUAGUUAAGUAUUGACCGGCUCGUAUUGUUUGACAUACCAUGACCCAUUUCUUCAGCCGCCACAUUUGCUAAGUAGACAGUUACCGAUAGCUUAGCUAAAGCUAAAGCUAGCUCAGUUUUGUGUGUUGUUUACCCGGCUUCUGUGCGCAAGUGCCUGGACUGUGGAGAAAUGCAGAGAGUGAGGUCCUUAAAAACCGGUUGGCAGCUGCUGAAAACAAGCUGCGAAGGAGCUGCAAAACUGGUUGUCACCUCGCCUUCGACCUCACGAAAUUAUAGCCAUCUCCCUCCUCAGGGCUCCGGCUCCUUCGGGCUCCUCUUUGACAUAGAUGGGGUGCUGGUGCGGGGCAGGACGCCAAUCCCUGGAGCCAAGCAGGUCUUCAGGAACCUGGUGGACCGCAAUGGGAAAUACAAGGUGCCUGUGGUGUUUGUCACCAAUGCUGGGAAUUGCAUGAGGCAGACCAAAGCAGAGCAUCUGUCAGAAAUGCUUGAUGUGGAGGUGUCUCCAGACCAGGUGAUGCUGUCCCACAGUCCUCUGCGAAUGUUUACCCAGUUCCACAAAAUGCGCGUGCUGGUGUCGGGACAGGGUCCUGUGGAGGAGGUCGCUCACAACCUGGGUUUUCAGGAUGUUAUUACUAUAGAUAUGCUCAGGGAGGCAUAUCCUCUUCUAGAUGUCGUCGAUCACGACAGAAGGCCCAAAGGCAGUAUUCCCCCCACCAAAGGCUUACGGCCAAUAGACGCUGUCAUCUUAUUUGGUGAGCCAAUCAGAUGGGAGACCAACCUCCAGCUUAUUGUUGAUGUGCUCCUGACAAAUGGAAACCCAGAAAAUACCUGGAGUUCGCAGCAGUACCCUCACAUCCCCGUCCUGGCCUGUAACAUGGACCUGCUGUGGAUGGCCGAGGCGAAGAAUCCAAGGUUUGGUCACGGUAUGUUCCUGGUGUGCUUGGAGAGCUUGUAUAAGAAGAUCACAGGCAAUGAUCUGAAGUACAAGGCUCUGAUCGGGAAACCCAGCGUGGUGACUUAUAACUACGCUGAGCUGCUGAUUAGACAGCAAGCUGAGACACUUGGCUGGAACACACCUGUGAAGAGGCUGUAUGCUAUAGGUGAUAACCCCAUGGCUGAUAUAUACGGCGCCAACCUCUACAACCGCUACCUUCAGGCUUCUCGGCGCACCAAGGCCCAAAUGCAGGCAACGAGUGGCGGAGGAGGUGUAGAUCCCUUGGCAGAAACCGUAGAUGCCCAAAAAAUGACAUCAUCAGAACUAGGUGGAGCGUCAAGUGUGUUCGGGGCAGAGGAGGACCUCCCCGAGGGGUGCAGCUCCAUGUUGGUGUGCACGGGAGUAUACAGCAGAGACCAGCAGGAGCUGCCCUCGGACACAACGCACACUGUUACAGAGCAGCAAAUCUUCCACGGUCACAGGGACUUCCGCUUCGACCCCGUCCUCUUGCAGCCAUCCUUUGUGGUGCAGGAUGUGAAGGAGGCAGUGGAGCUGGUGUUUCAGCAGGAAGGCUGGCCUCUGGAGUAGGAUGAGUGGCUCUCAAACUGUGGCUUCAUCUCACAGCCGUCCAGUGAACAGCUCUAAUGACCCUUAACUGGUAGUAUAAAAAAACUAGAGUGUUUUGUUUGUUUAUGCCCCUGAUCAUCACAGGGGAGGUGUGGCUGUUUCAGUGGCUUGUUGUUCUUAGAGAUUUUUAUAAAGUGCCACAGAAUAAGCUACAAAAAGCAAUAAAAAUGCAGUUUUAACACUAGAUGUAGGAAAGUUACACCCAUUUUAAAUCAGUCAUGCACACACACACAUCAUUGUUUCCAAUGGCACUACGUACUACCUGUAUAUGUCAAGUUUAUCUACUGCUUCGUGUGUCUUUUCUUGCCUUUGUACGACAGUCCGUAUCAGCUUUCUCUUUUUUUAACGCUCAUGGAUUAAGAAGUGUCUGGGUGUUGAGUUACAUGUAUUUUUACUACACUCUGACUUUUAUGGAGAAUCUGUAAGUUCAUGGGUGAGAGUUAAAAGAGAGUUACACCUUAAACUGGAUAAUGUUCAGAUCGAUUUAGAGAGAGCUCUAUAAAAACACAUCUGCCGGUUCACCUGUGACAUAUUGUCCAGAUAAAGAUGGAUUUUAUUCUUCGCACAACUUUCUACCUAACUGGAUCAUCUUGCCUUUUUAAAAUGCACCCCCACCCCAGCAGGUCUUAACUAGUCCAGUCCUGGUGUUUGUUUUUACUGCUAUCAUAUUUCAGCUUGAUUUGUUUUUAAGGUAGGGUGAAUGCGUAACCACUAAUGCCAAUGAGAUUAAGUUUCCAGGUUUAAUUUUAGUACCUCAUUGGUUUUGAUUUUAACCUCAAUCAAGAGUAGGGUAAUUUUAUUUUAGUAUUAAUUUGUAAAAACUGUUAGAACGAUACAGAAUGAUAUCACAGUUUCAACAGGAAUGGAAAAAAGGUGCUAUUUGUCUGUUAAAUGGUUAAAUAAUGAAUGUUUUAUAUGCGUCUGUAAAAGAGGACUUUUGUGGGAGGAAAGACUGUAUUUGCAGUUGCAGCACCAUCGAAAAUUACACAAAUUGCUGUUUUGUUAUAUUUGUAACUGACAGGUCUCACUAAGUGUGAUUUGCAAACGACUUAAAAUGUACGUUAAAACUGUGGUAAUGUACUUGAAAAAGCCAUACUGUGCAAAGGAAAGAUUAAAAAGGAUGAAAAAGACACA
Messenger RNA from Epinephelus lanceolatus (giant grouper), 2768 nucleotides. RefSeq names its product haloacid dehalogenase like hydrolase domain containing 5 (gene hdhd5). Gene Ontology annotation, cellular component: mitochondrion. The record is from RefSeq and is a predicted model, not a curated record. NCBI's taxonomy places the organism in Eukaryota, Metazoa, Chordata, Actinopteri, Perciformes, Serranidae. Gene Ontology annotation, biological process: glycerophospholipid biosynthetic process.